This is a messenger RNA of Gasterosteus aculeatus aculeatus (three-spined stickleback), 2369 nucleotides long. Its product is annotated as L-lactate dehydrogenase A chain. Gene Ontology annotation, molecular function: L-lactate dehydrogenase (NAD+) activity. NCBI's taxonomy places the organism in Eukaryota, Metazoa, Chordata, Actinopteri, Perciformes, Gasterosteidae. Gene Ontology annotation, biological process: pyruvate metabolic process; lactate metabolic process. The record is from RefSeq and is a predicted model, not a curated record. Gene Ontology annotation, cellular component: cytoplasm.
GGAGGGGGGGGGCUUCCGUUAAAUACAAGCGCACACCCCCACCGCUGCACCACUUCUCUGGGGAAGCAGCACCGCGUUCAACCUCCUUUUUUUCUCCUGCUCCACCUGCACGCCAGAAAGCCUCAAGAUGUCUACCAAGGAGAAGCUGAUCAGCCACGUGAUGAAGGAAGAGCCCGUCGCCAGCGCAAACAAAGUGACGGUGGUGGGUGUCGGCAUGGUCGGCAUGGCCUGUGCCAUCAGCGUGCUGCUCAAGGACUUGUGUGACGAGCUGGCCCUUGUUGACGUGAUGGAGGACAAGUUGAAAGGCGAGAUCAUGGACCUGCAGCACGGGUCCCUUUUCCUCAAGACGCACAAGAUCGUAGCAGACAAAGACUACAGUGUGACGGCCAACUCCAAAUUGGUGGUAGUGACGGCCGGCGCCCGCCAACAGGAGGGCGAGAGCCGCCUCAACCUGGUGCAGCGCAACGUCAACAUCUUCAAGUUCAUCAUCCCCAACAUCGUCAAGCACAGCCCCAACUGCAUCAUCCUGGUGGUCUCCAACCCAGUGGACAUCCUGACGUAUGUGGCGUGGAAGCUGAGCGGCUUCCCCCGUCACCGCGUCAUCGGCUCCGGCACCAACCUGGACUCGGCCCGCUUCCGCCACCUGAUGGGAGAGAAGCUCAACAUCCACCCUUCCAGCUGCCACGGCUGGAUCAUCGGCGAGCACGGGGACUCCAGUGUGCCCGUGUGGAGCGGCGUGAAUGUCGCCGGAGUUUCUCUGCAGGGCCUCAACCCGCAGAUGGGGACCGAGGGCGACAGCGAGAACUGGAAGGCCGUGCAUAAGGAGGUGGUCGACGGGGCCUACGAGGUGAUCAGGCUGAAGGGCUACACUUCCUGGGCCAUCGGUAUGUCUGUGGCCAACCUGGUGGAAAGCAUCCUGAAGAACCUGCAUAAAGUGCACCCAGUGUCCACGCUGGUCCAGGGCAUGCACGGAGUGAAGGACGAGGUCUUCCUCAGCGUCCCCAGUGUCCUGGGCAACAGCGGCCUGACGGAUGUGAUCCACAUGACGCUGAAGCCCGACGAGGAGAAGCAGCUGAUGAGCAGCGCCGACACCCUGUGGGGCGUCCAGAAGGAGCUCGUCCUGUGAAGAGCGUUCCUUUGAAUCUUCAGCAGUCAAGUGAAACCUCUGCGUGUUUGUAGCUAAACCUUUAUAUUAUUUUUUUUAGAUGUCCACAUAUAGGUGUCCCUUUGCUGCCUCACUCCUCCUAUUCUCUUCUCCCCAUGACUGAAUCUAACUACCACCUUCAGCCUGUCUGAUGGAAGGAGGUGUCCCUUGUGUUGUGUCGUCCACAUAAAAACGCCUUUUCAGUUUGAGCGUUUACAUUCUGUGUUCUGUCUGGUAAAUGUACACUGUGGCUGUUUCUUCUGUACACUCCUUGUUGGUAGUUUAUAUUUAUUCGGUUUUUCUCCACUUGGUGUUCUGUUUAUUGGAGGUAUAAUGGAGUUGUUCUGUCCCCUGUGAGGAGGCCUUCAUGUCCGGCUAGUCACAGUGAGCGGGGCCCCACAUCCUGAAAGAACCAAAGUCUCUUUAUCAUUUGAUAAAGGCAAUUCUUCAAAGACUGUUUAACAUUCAAGCUAGUAACACCACAAGUGUAAUGACACAAUUAAACACGACCUCUUGCAUCUGAAACGUAAAAUAAUUUGACUCCGCAAAGAGAAAAGAGAACCAGUACUCUGCUACAGCCAAGGUUACGUUUUGAAUGUCAUAAUCGUUGGGACUUGUUUGUUAGUGUACUCUAAACAACCUCGUGAGAUUUGUAUUUAUUUUACUGCAACUAACUCUGGGAACGAGUUAAUCAAGAGAAAAUAAUGGUAUUUAUAGUUGUUAAUACUGUUGAGAUCUAUUUAUGUAUUACUGUUACAAGUCUAAUAAUCGGCAAACUCCCUGAGGAACUGAAUCUGUCGUGGCAGCUGGGUAGUGUUUUUUUUUUUAUUGCUGUUACAUCCAAUAAAUCUGCCAGGAUCACGAUAAAAGUUUUUUUUUUUUCCUUCUCCUGUUUGACAUGCAGAUGUUUGUGUGAAGCCGACUGCCACUCCAUGUGUCUGCAGAUUGGGGGUUUUAUGCAGGAGAUCAAAAUGUAAUCAUAGGUUCAAUAUGUGACACGGUGAACAUUAUAAUAACGGCUGCUAUGUGUGCUUACAAAUAAGCAGUAUUUAAAAAAAUAUAUUGCUCCUGUGAGAAAUAUUAGAUUAUAGCAAGUUCACACGUAGGUUGACCCCGUGGUUUGGGUUUGUUCAACACUGUUAGAAUAUACGGUUUUGUUGGGCUUUUCAAGCUAAUUGGAAAUAUAUAAACAAUAUUGAUCAAAGAAAUUCACAGAUGAAUCAAA